AGGGCUAGUCUGGACUGCGCUGGGCUCAGGGCGUGAGUCCUGCACCGGCGCGAGCGGAGGCCCCGGGACAGUCACUUGCGCCCGCCCGGGGACGCCGCGCGCCGAGGGACCCGGGGACGCCCGUCUGGGGCGGGGGCCGCGUUGCGGCGCCGCCCACGCCGCGCUCCAGUCAGCCAGCGUCCUGGUCAUGGAGGACUGCAACGUGCACUCGGCUGCCAGCAUCCUGGCCUCAGUGAAGGAGCAGGAGGCCCGCUUCGAGCGGCUGACACGGGCAUUGGAGCAGGAACGGCGCCAUGUUGCCCUGCAGCUAGAGCGUGCCCAGCAGCCUGGCAUGGGCAGCAGCGGCGUGGGCAGUGGGCAGCCCUUGUCGAUGGCCUGGCAACAGCUUGUCCUGCAGGAGCAGAGCCCGGGCAGCCAGGCCUCUCUGGCCAUGAUGCCGGAGGCGCCUGAAGUGCUGGAGGAGACAGUGACGGUGGAGGAGGACCCUGGCACCCCCACCUCCCAUGUGUCCAUCAUCACGUCGGAAGAUGGCACCACUCGUCGCACUGAGACCAAGGUCACCAAGACAGUCAAGACGGUGACCACUCGAACAGUGCGCCAGGUGCCCGUGGGCCCCGAUGGCCUCCCCCUGCUGGAUGGCGGCCACCCACUGGGCCCCUUCACCGACGGCCCCCUGGACCGACACUUCCUGCUGCGCGGGGGUGGCCCGGCGGCCACGCUCUCCCGCACCUGCCUUGGCAGCGGGGGCGGCUUUCCUGACGAGCCCCGCGACGUCCCCAGCUAUGGCAGCCUGUCCCGCGGGCUGGGUGUGCGGCCCCCGCGUGGAGGCCCCCUGGGCCCAGGCCCCGGUGAUGGCUGCUUCACGCUGCCCAGCCGCCGGGAGGCCUUCCCCGCAGGCCCUGAGCCUGGGCUGCCAGCCGGCCGCUCCCAGCCCGAGCGGUUCCAGGCAGAGCCGUAUGGCUUGGAGGACGACACUCGCAGCCUGGCUGCUGAGGACGAGGGGGGCCCGGAGCUGGAGCCUGACUGUGGCACAGCCGCGCGGAGGAGGCCAGACUGUGGGCGGGGCCUGCGCACCAGGGCCUACGAGGACGUGGCGGACGAUGGCGGUGAGCUGAUGGAGGAGCGGCCCCCCUUCCCGGCCACGGCGGCGCCCCUGGCCCAGCCGGAACAUGGCAGCCUGGGCAGCCUGGACCGGGCAGUGCGGCGCUCGCCCUCGGUGGACAGUGCCCGCAAGGAGCCGCGCUGGCGGGACCCCGAGCUGCCCGAGGUGCUGGCCAUGCUGCGGCACCCCGUGGACCCCGUGAAGGCCAAUGCGGCCGCCUACUUGCAGCACCUGUGCUUCGAGAACGAGGGUGUCAAGCGCCGCGUGCGGCAACUGCGGGGGCUGCCGCUGCUUGUGGCCCUACUGGACCACCCGCGGGCGGAGGUGCGGCGCCGGGCCUGUGGGGCGCUGCGGAACCUCUCGUAUGGCCGGGAUGCUGACAACAAGGCCGCCAUCCGGGACUGUGGCGGUGUGCCUGCCCUGGUGCGCCUCCUUCGGGCCGCCCGGGACAGCGAGGUCCGUGAGCUCGUCACAGGCACACUCUGGAACCUGUCGUCCUACGAACCCCUGAAGAUGGUCAUCAUUGACCAUGGUCUGCAGACGCUGACCCACGAGGUCAUUGUGCCGCACUCGGGCUGGGAGCCAGAGCCCAACGAGGACUCCAAGCCACGGGACGCUGAGUGGACGACUGUCUUCAAGAACACAUCAGGCUGCUUGAGGAAUGUGAGCUCAGAUGGUGCAGAGGCCCGGAGGCGACUCCGUGAGUGUGAAGGGCUGGUGGACGCACUCCUGCACGCCCUGCAGUCAGCCGUGGGCAGGAAGGACACGGACAACAAGUCGGUGGAGAACUGCGUGUGCAUCGUGCGGAACCUCUCCUACCACGUGCACAAGGAGGUGCCGGGGGCCGACAGGUACCAGGAGGCCGAGCCCAGGCCCCCAGGCAGUGCCAUGGGCGCCCAGCGCCGGAGGAGGGAGGAUGCCGGCUGCUUUGGUGGCAAGAAGGCCAAAGGGAAGAGGGAUGGUGAGAUGGACCGGAACUUUGACACUCUGGACCUACCCAAGCGGACUGAGGCUGCCAAAGGCUUCGAGCUGCUGUACCAGCCCGAGGUAGUGCGUCUUUACCUGUCCCUCCUGACGGAGAGUCGGAACUUCAACACUCUGGAGGCCGCGGCCGGUGCCCUGCAGAACCUCAGUGCCGGCAACUGGGUGUGGGCCACGUACAUCCGCGCCACGGUGCGCAAGGAGCGCGGGCUGCCGGUGCUGGUGGAGCUGCUGCAGUCGGAGACCGACAAGGUGGUGCGCGCUGUCGCCAUCGCCCUGCGCAACCUCUCGCUGGACCGGCGCAACAAGGACCUCAUUGGGAGCUACGCCAUGGCCGAGCUUGUGCGAAACGUGCGCAGCGCGCAGGCACCCGCGCGGCCCGGGGCCUGUCUGGAGGAGGACACAGUGGUGGCCGUGCUCAACACCAUCCACGAGAUCGUGUCUGACAGCCUGGACAACGCGCGCUCGCUGCUGCAGGCCCGCGGCGUGCCUGCGCUGGUGGCACUUGGCACCUCCAGCCAAUCGGUGCGCGAGGCAAAGGCCGCAUCCCACGUGCUGCAGACAGUGUGGAGUUACAAGGAGCUGCGUGGUGCCCUGCAGAGGGACGGCUGGACCAAGGCGCGCUUCCAGUCAGGUUCUGCUAAUGCCAAGGGCCCCAAGGCACCACCGAGUCCUGGAGGCUUGGACGAUAGCACGCUGCCGCUGGUGGACAAGAGCCAAGACGGCGAGAAGCCAGGCAGCCAGGACAUGAUCCCCAUGGAGGCACUUGGCCCAGAUGGAUACUCCACCGUUGACCGGAGGGAGUGCAGGGCUCGAGGCAGUGACCCUGCAGGGGAGGCCUCUGAGAAGGAAUCGUUGAAACCCGACCCCAGCAGGAAGGCUCCUCCUCCCGGGCCCAGCAGACCCGCGGUCAGGCUGGUGGACGCCGUGGGGGAUGCUAAGCCUCAGCCUGUUGACUCCUGGGUCUAGCUUGCAUGCCUGGGCCUGGGCCCAGCCGUUUGCUCUUAGGGUCUGAUCUCGGAAGAAGGGACCUCGGGAAAGGACCUCCAGGCGGCCUGCGCAGACCCCGCCGUGGAGCUGGGAGCCCCUGGCGGCGGGGGUAGGCAGCUCCUCUUUCCCUGGAGCUGUGGGUUCUGGACACGCCUGCCCUCCCGCCCUCUCUCCCCCCUUCUAACUCCCGGGCGAGUUAGUUUACUGAUAUGGUGCUGUGUGCCAGUGGGAGCCCGGCAGGGCCCAGGGCAGGGCACCCGGCUUUGCUUUGGGGCUGGUGGGGCCCCUGAGGAGCUGGGUGGGGGUGGGGCCCUGGGGCCCCGCAGCCAGGCAGGGAGGGGGCUCAGUGAAGGGAGUCUGAACCCAAGGGUGGAGGGGCUUCCCUGGGCCCUGAGUUGGGGGCGACCCACAGAGAGGCUUUGGAGGGCCCCGCCCACCCCUGGAUGCCUGGAGCGCCUUCCCUGCUCGGCUCUGGCCCCUGAGUAGCGCCUCUGGGACUGACCUUUGGGAGCAGCAGUGGGGGACUGCUGUUCAGUGCCUGCUGUUUGUUACUUAAAAACAAGAAAAACACUAAUGAAAACAAUUAAAAACAAAACCAAAAUAAGACUAUGGGUAAACAUCUAAAUUUUUGUAAGAAAAAUUAAAAAUUAAA
Eubalaena glacialis (North Atlantic right whale) is the source of this 3725-nucleotide messenger RNA. It is a transcript of the gene ARVCF, whose product is annotated as ARVCF delta catenin family member. NCBI's taxonomy places the organism in Eukaryota, Metazoa, Chordata, Mammalia, Artiodactyla, Balaenidae. Gene Ontology annotation, molecular function: cadherin binding. Gene Ontology annotation, cellular component: adherens junction; nucleus; plasma membrane. The coding region runs from base 188 to 3052 and encodes 954 amino acids. The transcript has 18 exons. The record is from RefSeq and is a predicted model, not a curated record. Gene Ontology annotation, biological process: cell-cell junction assembly; cell-cell adhesion.